AUGACCGCUCCGCAGUUCUUCCGCUUCAUGUCGUACGUUCCUCCCUCUCAGCCAUCGUGCGUGUGCUCAACCCUAUAACUCACCCACCUUGGGUGUCAUCCUACUCCAAAACAGGGAGCGGUACCCACUCAUCUCCCAGCUCAUCCAAGAUGAUCGCAUCCCCGAGUUUGACGCGCUAUGUCAGUCGCGCUCUCUCGAUCGGACCCCACACGCGAUCCAGCUGGCAAUGACCCCCAGACAGGCGACCUUGCGCUCACACUUGUAACCCUUACCGUUCCACAGACCUCGAUAUGAACGGCAUCAUCCACAACUGCUCGCACCCGAACGACAACGACGCCUCGUUCCGAAUCACCGAAGAGCAGAUCUUCCUCGCCACCUUUGCCUACAUCUCGCACCUCUUCUCCGUCAUCAAACCCCAGAAGCUGUUCUUCCUCGCCGUCGACGGCGUCGCACCGAGGGCCAAGAUGAACCAGCAGCGGUCGAGGCGAUUCAGGACUGCCAAGGAGAUGAAGGAGCUCGUUGACAAGGCCAAAGACAAGGGCGAGCAGAUGCCCGAAGGCGACGGCUUUGACAGCAACUGCAUCACCCCCGGCACACCCUUCAUGGCUCGUCUCUCGGAACAACUCAAGUACUUUAUCGCCAAAAAGGUCUCGGAGGACGCCGACUGGAGAGGCGUCGAGAUCAUUCUUUCCGGCCACGAGGCGCGUUCCGCGUUCGGGGCCUCACACCAGCGCGUCGGCCUCUAAUUUGACCCCGUCUCCUCUGACCCUCCUCAGGUUCCCGGCGAAGGAGAGCACAAGAUCAUGGAGUACAUCCGACUCAACAAGGCCCAGCCCGGCUACGACUCGAACGUCCGCCAUUGCAUGUACGGCUUGGACGCAGACUUGAUCAUGCUCGGGCUCUUAUCCCACGACCCUCAUUUUUGUCUUUUGCGCGAGGAGGUCACCUUCGGGCCCAAGAAGGGCAAAGCCAAGGGGUGAGCCCCAAAAUAGACGACACUGCAUCUCAAUCUAUCUCUGACACAAUGAUGGCGCUCCACAGCCUCGAAGCCCAAAAGUUCUUCUUGAUGCACCUCUCCCUCUUCCGCGAAUAUCUCGAUCUCGAGUUCCAGGCACUGAAGACGAGCUCGGCCUUGCCGUUUGAAUAUGACCUCGAGCGGAUCAUCGACGACUUCAUCUUGCUCAACAUCUUUGUCGGCAACGAUUUCUUACCGCAUCUUCCGGGAUUGCACAUCAACGAAGGAGCCUUGGGUCGCUUGUUCGAGAUUUACAAGCGCAUCUUACCUACGGCCGGUAAGUGCUGCUGGCGUCUGCUUCGCAUACGAGGUAGCCGUCACUGACGAUGUCGCUGCAACAAGGCGGCUACUUGAACGAGCAUGGCAACCUUAAUGUCAAACGACUCCAGCUCGUACUCGACGAGCUGACCAUAUUCGAGCAGGAGCACUUCGAGUACGACUUUGCCGACUCGAGCCUUUUCAAGGCCAAGCCCAGUCGCGCGAUCGAAAAAUCGGGCAAGCAGACCAAUGGCAAGCUAGGUGAGCUGCGCACAACAUUGACAUUAACAUGGCCCCUGACAGUGUCUCUUUUUUCCCCAGUCAUUACCAAAGCCCAGAAGGCCAUCUUCACUCGCGUCCAGAAAUUUCUAAAUGACAACAUGCCCGAGCUCUCGCCCAACGCACGGCUCGAGCUCCCUGGCCCGCUCCCCUCGCGCGACCAACACUUCCUCGCCACCUUGGCCGAGAAGUUGCAGCUUUCGGUCGCGUACGACGAGUUCGACGAAGACGACAACCCUAUCGUCGUGCUCAGCUAUGAAGAGUCAUUGCUCGCGUCCGCGCGAAACGACUCGGAAGGCCAGCACUGGCAGCUCACGAUUGGCCGGGUCUUGUCCAAGUAUGAGAGUGCCGAGACGCCAAGACAAUUGACUGAGGAAGAACAGGAAGAUGAACACAAGGUCGAGGUUCAACAAAAGAUGCUAGACUGGAAGAAGGAGUAUUACAAGGUGCGCCUCGAACAGGUCUCACACGGUCAUAUCGUGCUCAUUGUAGGAACUGUUGUUAUACACAGGAGAAACUCGAGUUCGAUGCCAGUGACCCUUCGCAAGUCGAUCAACUCGCUUACCGAUAUAUCGAAGGAUUGCAAUGGGUCUUGCGCUACUACUACUCGGGUGUCGCGUCAUGGGGCUGGUUCUACAACUACCACUACGCACCCAAGAUUUCCGGUGAGUCGGGCAGUCAGGAGCGUGGACCGUCGCGCUCGACCCUGACCAGUGAUGAGUGUGGUCCGCCCGCGUUCCCUCCCGACAGACCUUAACAAGGCCUACACUUACGAGUUCAACUUUGAGCUCGGCAAGCCCUUCAAGCCAUUUGAGCAAUUGAUGGGCGUGUUGCCCGACCUGUCAUCGCAACAUAUUCCUCUCGCCUUCCGCGACUUGCUCUCGGACCCGACUUCGCCCAUCCUUGACUUUUACCCCGUCAACUUUGAGCAAGAUCUCAACGGCAAGAAACAAGACUGGGAGGCAAUCGUCAAGAUCCCCUUCAUCGACGAGAAGCGCCUCCUCGCUACGAUGGCCACUCGAGAGCCCCGGCUGACGAACGAGGAGCGCAAGCGCAACUCGUUCGGCGACAGCUGGCGGUUCAAUUAUGACCAGAAGCGCGACGCGGUCUACCCGUCGUCGUUGCCUGGCUUCUUCCCCGAUCUGUACAACUGCCACACCGUCGUCGAGCCUUAUCACCUGCCGACUCUGGACGGAUCGCUCAAAUUGCUUCCUGGCCUCGUGCCCGGCGUCCUGCUGGGCAAGGAUGCCAUCUCCGGCUUCCCGUCCCUGCAUACGAUCCCUUUCACGGGCCGACUCGACUUCCACGGCGUCAGCAUCUUCCAACGCGAAUCGCAAAAGGAGACGAUGGUCGUGCAAAUCGACAAUCUUUACGACGGCAUCAAGUCCGAGGACAUCGCGGCUUUACUCGUCGGCAAACGCAUCUACGUCGGGUACCCCUAUCUGCAGGAAGCGCUCGUCGUCGCCAUCUCGGACGAGCUGUUCCGCUGCGAUAUCGAUGGCCAAGUCGACGAGGGGAGAGGCGGGCGAACGCGCGUUCGACUCAGUCCUCAGCCCAACACAAUGGAUUGGAAGCGCAAGGCGCAGAACAUCGAGCACACGCUUUCCAAGAAGCAGGGUCUGCUCGUCGGGCACUUGGAUCACCUCGUCCAUGUCAAGACACUGAAGGGUGAGGUCGCAUGCCUGUGCUGAAUGCCGAUGUACCCGAAAUACUGACCGAUCAUCUUUCUCACACCUUGCGUAGGCCUCAAGCGAAUGGAGGACGGCGCUCAAGUCAAGGAGUGGGACGACGAGGAGCAGCAUUUUGCUCUGCAGGCGACCGUGGCCGAGGUCAGCAACGAGGACGUGCGAUACCUCGAGAGCCCCGCGAUCCCCGUCGACGUCGAGUUCCCCGAGGGCGCCAAGGUCUUCUUCUUCGGCGCACCUGCGUACGGAGCUCCCGCCCAGGUCGUCGGUCAUGACGGUGACGCCCUUGCGAUCCGUGUCGCGUUCUUCCCGACCGAUAAACUCGAGAAUCGCGUCUUCAAGACGCGCCUAGAAGCGUUCGGCACAGCCGACUAUGUGCCUGCGCAUGCCGUCGCUCGUCGAUUGCGCAUCUCGGGUCUGACCUUGUCCAAGAUCACCUCGAGCGUCUUGAUCACGCACAACGACAACAAGCUCAACAUCGGAUUGAACCUCAAGUUCGAGGCCAAGAGUCAGAAGGUGUUGGGCUACUCGCGCAAGGGCGACUCGAGUUGGGAGUUCACCCACAAGGCGAUCGAGCUCAUCACCGACUACUGCCGGUCGUUCCCGGAGAUCAUCCAGGCUAUGGACACGCGUGGCAAAAGCGGUAAGACCAAACGUGACUCGUUUCCGGUCUUGUCGUAGUACCGACUGAUCUGUGAUCCGUGCGCAUCCACAGACCUCAGCCGUUCGAUCGACUUCUUUGCGCCCAACGCGGCCGAUCAGCGCGUCAAGGACCUCAGCGCUUGGUUGAAGCAGAAGGGCGUCAAAGACCUCGAAAGGGUCGCACUGUGGUCCGAUCAACUCGACAAGACUGCGGUGCAGAUGGUUGAACAACUCGCUGAUCGACUUGGCAGCCAAAAGCACGGGGGCAACAUCAAGCAGGCCGUCAUCAAGGGUAUCCCUCGUCACGGCUUGCUCAAGCCCGCGCACGCUUUGACCCGCCUGCGGGAUCAACACUUUAGCCUCGGCGAUCGUGUCGCCGUCGUUUCGGAAUCGGGUAGCGUUCCCUUGUCCGCCAAAGGCACGGUCGUCGGCAUCCAGACGGGAUUUAUUGACGUCGUGUUCGACGUCCAGUUCCUUGGAGGAUCGACCUUGGGCGGUCGAUGCUCGGACUACCGCGGUGCGACCGUCGGGCCUGCGACCGUGCUCAACUUGACGGACAUGCAGUUCGUGCACUCGAACGCGCCUCCCGCACCUGCAGGUCAAGCCAACGGUCACGGCCAUGGUACGAAUGGUGCGGUGCGAGGUGGUGGCCGAGGUGGACACGCUGCACCUCGCGGCAACGCCAACGCUCACUUCACCAAAGGACCUCGAGGAGGACCGACGAUCCUACCCGCUCAGGGCCUGCCCGCCGGUGGGUUCCAUCCUGCCCCUAAUACGAACCGAGCAGGAGGUCGGCCGAACGGAGUUGCAACGAAUGGUCACCAGGUCACCGUGCUUAAGAAAGCCGCACCUGCUUUCGAUCCCAACGCUUACGGCGAGGUCGCUACAGGCGUUCACAAGCCCUCGGCGAAUCCGGCUCAACUUUUGACGGCACCCGGUCAGAAUGGCCAGGCCAACAAACAAGCGCGUUUGGGUUCGUUGCUCGGUAUUCGACCGAACCAACCGUUCCCCCAACAGAAGCAGCAACAGCAAUUGGGUUCCCUGCUCGGGAUCCCCGUUCACGCCGCCGCUCCGAUCGCUCAGCAAUUCAACGGCCGUGGAGGACGAGGUGGUGGUGGUGGAGGAGGGCACACAGGUGUACACGCCAUGCCCGCUCGUCGAGGUUUGCCUGGCCAGAACUUGCACGGCGCCGUUCCGAAUGGGAGUGGAGUCAAUAUCCCUCCACCUGCUGCGUUGGUCGCGGCUUCGAACCGAGGGCGUGGGAGAGGAGGGAGAGGGGCUCCUGUGCGAGGCGCGGGUUAUCGAGGAGGGAGAGGUGGGGCCCAUCAUGGUACCGCCAAUGGAGGACCUUCAACGUCGGGUGUGGCUACAACGACGCAGUAA
Messenger RNA from Microbotryum saponariae, 5262 nucleotides. Lineage: Eukaryota; Fungi; Basidiomycota; Microbotryomycetes; Microbotryales; Microbotryaceae. The record is from the annotation of a GenBank genome assembly.